This is a messenger RNA of Salpingoeca rosetta, 5411 nucleotides long. Its product is annotated as ubiquitin specific peptidase 11. Gene Ontology annotation, biological process: protein deubiquitination. The coding region runs from base 197 to 4774 and encodes 1525 amino acids. NCBI's taxonomy places the organism in Eukaryota, Choanoflagellata, Craspedida, Salpingoecidae. Gene Ontology annotation, cellular component: Golgi apparatus. The record is from RefSeq and is a predicted model, not a curated record. Gene Ontology annotation, molecular function: cysteine-type deubiquitinase activity. The transcript is spliced from 16 exons.
CGCAUUCACGGCGCACAGCCAGCAAAGCAAAGCAAGCACAAAGACAGACACAGAGAGAGACAGCGAGACCGGCACUCCUCCACGAAUCCGCCAGGGCUGCAUCGACUCUCUCGCGCCAUCUGCCCUGCUUCAGAUUCCGUGCUCAACGCGUUACAGCAGUUAAGAACAAGCCUGUAGACCCAACACCAACACCACCAUGGGUGGAAAGAGCUCUCGGCUCGUCACCGUCGAGCAAGCAAAGGAACUGCUUGGGCCGGAGCAAGAGCAACACAUUCGUGAUGCCUGGACACAGCUGCGUGGCAGCACCUCCCAAACCCUCGACGCCAACUCGGCCAUCCGACUCCUCUUCCCGUACAUGCCACGCGUCUUUCAAGAGCGGUUCUUCAAAGCGCUCGGCGGCACCAACCGCGGCAUCGCCUUCAAGGACGCCCUGUGCGGCCUGGCCGUGCUCUUGACCACACACAUCGACCUGCGCGCCCGCUUCAUCUUCCAGGUGUACGACACAAUGGACGUGGGUGUGCUCACGGCCGCGUCGUUCCGGCGCACUGCGCUCACCAGCGAUCCAGAGCUGCCCCGCCCCUUUCGCGACUACUUUGCCACCAAGUCGCCCGAGCUGCCCUUUUCGGAGUUUCUGGCGAUUGCGAAGUUGUACCCGGACUGCUGUUCGCUCAUCGCUUGGAUCUUUCGCACAGAGCAGCAGCCGCAUCCGCACAUCCCAACCUACCACGAGACACUCACCACCAUCUCGACAUUCAUGUGGGCGAUGUACCGCCCGCGGGUGAAGGUGCGCAGCAGCACGGCACGGCGCACCACCACCAGCAGUGACGAUGAAGACGGUGAUGGUGCAACACCACGAUCACCACGACUGUCGUCAACAGCAGCAACAACGCCAAUGUCAGCUGCAACACCACACAGCGCCAGCACCACCACCACCACCGCCAGCACACGUUUCAGCUACAGUGACCGUGACGAAACCAUGACCACCGCCACCACCAGCAGCAGCAGCGGUAGCACAAGCACGGACACGCUCAACGAUGAUGAUGAAGGUGGUGGUGGUGGUGGUGAAGAAGAGGGGGAGGAGCAACAGGAUCACAUGGGUGCGGGUGCGCUGGCGGUGUUGCUACGCGAUGCACACGCCCUGCACGCAACAGCGACGGCACCACAGAAGCCAGCCGUCACGCUGCUGACGGAUGUGGCGCAGCUGGCGUUUGAGAGCGCACGCGCGAGCAGGCUUGCAUCUGUGCAGACGCUGGACGGCGAGGAGGGUGCAACACCAACACCAACACCAACACCAACACCGGCAGCGUCCACUUCAGAGUCGUCGUCAUCAUUGGCGGUGGUCAGCGAAGGUGGUGGUGAUGAUGUGGAGGAGGAAGAUGUGUUUGAGGAUGACAACACAGGUGGUGAUGCUGACGGAAACAAGCGUGGUGGCGAGACCACGGGCAACAGCCGCAGGGCCAGCGCGACUGCGAUACGAAAGAGCACAAGCAGCCGCCCACGGCGCACAACCACCCGUGGUAGUGAUGGUGGUGGUGAUGGCAUGACGGAUGACGAGUUGCACACGUUCACAGCAAAGGCCGAGCAAAUUCUCUCGGAGCAUGCGAGCGGGGGUCCCCUGGUCGGGUUCACGGCGCGGGAGUUUGUGGCGUGGUGGCCUGUUGCGGAGUGUGCGCGCGCCAUGCGCGCUGCCCUUGAAGAGCUUCUGCAUCUGGUCUUCCUCGCCACGCCGCAGUCACCGGAACUCGAGGGCAGGCUCAUCCACAGGCGGCUGCAGCGCGACAGACUGCUUGGCUUCCCCGCCAUUGCCGGCGCCACGUGCUAUCUGGUGAACGCGUCGUGGUUCCAUGCGUGGCGCGCGCGCGUGGGCAUCUCCCGUGACCUGCAGCACCUGCACUCGCCGCGCCUCGACCUCCCUCCCUGCAAGGAAAUCAACAACGACGCCCUGUGUGUGCCCGGCAACCUCCGUCGUGGCGCCUCCACGCGCCUACGCCCGCACCUCACCCAGGGUGUCGACUAUGUGCUCGUCUCCGAGCCCGUGUGGACGGCGCUCUCGCACUGGCACGGCGGCGGACCAACGCUGCAGCGGCCCGUGUGUCGCAUGCAGGAUGGCACCGUGCAGCCAGACAUCUACCCGCUCGUGCUCCGUGUGAUGCAGCACCAGGGGCCGGGCCUCAAGGCGAGCAUCCUUCGCUUCUUUGGCGGCAGCGACCCCGCUGAGACAAAGGCGCCGCAGAUUGCGUUUGGGUUUGCCAUUGACGCGUUUCGCACGACGACGUGCAAGCGCCUGCUGAAGAGCGUGUGCCACAUGCUGGGCACGGUGCCCAACGGCGUGCGCGGGGUGACGCCGGACCAGGCGCGCCUGUGGGACUACCGCAGCCCGCGCAAACCCACGCUGCUGACCAACGACGACGCGACGCUGCUUGACCUGCACUUUGGCAACAACGACGAGAUCCUGCUUGAGUUGCGCAACACGGACCUGAGCUGGCCGUCAGAGAUCCUCGCCGUGGCAAAGGCGAACCAGCACGCGGCCGGCGGAGAGACGCUUGUGGACGUGGCCAUGGAUACAGAGGGCGGCGCUCCCAGCGUGGCGGCGGCAACGGCGUCGCCGUCGUCAGCGACAACACGCAGGCAGCGGCGAGCGAGCAGCAAUCGCAACCACCACCACCACCACCACCACCACGACGCGCAAACUGGCCGCAGCAGCGACAGCACAAGUGGUAGUGGCCGGUUGCGGAAGAAAGGCAGGACGGAAGCAGCAGCAGCAUCAUCAUCAUCACCAGCGUCGUCAUCACCAUCACGUGGCCGUGGUGAUGACGAUACAGACAGCAGCAGCAGCAGCGAGAAGGAGGUGGUUGUGCAUGGGCGUGCCGGUCUGAGCAACCUGGGCAACACAUGCUUCCUCAACUCCGCUGUGCAGUGUCUGGUGCACACGCGCCCGCUCACGGAAUAUUUCCUGCGGCGGCAACACGUGCUUGAGCUGAACAAGGCCAACCCGCUCGGCCACCAGGGCGUGAUUGCGUCAGAGUACGGGCGCCUGGUGUCGCGCCUGUGGAAUGGCAAGGGCUGUGUCGCUCCCGUGAAACUUCGCAGCGCCGUGCAGAAGUUUGCGCCGCAUUUUGCCGGCUAUCAGCAGCACGACUCGCAGGAGUUUUUGUCCUUUCUGCUCGACGGCCUGCACGAGGACCUGAACCGCGUGAUGAAGAAGCCGUACGUGGAGCGGAAGGACAGCAACGGACGGCCAGACCGCGUUGUUGCGCGCGAGGCGUGGGAGGGGCACCUCUUGCGCAAUCGCAGCGUCAUCGUGGACAUGUUUCAGGGCUUGCUCAAGUCGCGGCUGCGCUGCCAGACGUGCAAGACAACGAGCGUGGCGUUUGACCCGUACUCGUUCCUCUCCCUGCCGCUGCCGACGGAGGGGCGGUCUGUGGUGGAGAUCAAGCUGCACCGGCUGAGCGGCAAGGCGCCGCGCCUGUACUCCAUUGCCCUCAAGACGGAGGAAACAUACCGAACCAUCCGUGAAGCCCUGGGAAAGUUGGCGGGCCUGCACCCAAUGGCGAUUGUGUUUGUGGACGCAGCCAACUCGCGCAUACAGCGCGUGCUGAGCGUGUCCGAGAAGCACCGACCGUCGAUGGGCAUGUAUCUCACCGCAUACGAGAUUGACGUACGCGCAACGCAGGUUGCGGUCAGGCAGCAGCAGCAGCAGCAACAGGAGGAGGAACAACAACAGCAGCAGCAGCAGCAGCGGGGGCAAGGUGGGCUGGGGGCGACAGCUGUGGAGAAGGUGCCACGCGUGGAUGACGAUGGUGAUGAUGGCGAUGACGAUGACGAUGACGAUGACAACGAGCAAGGAAACGGCAACGGUGGCGUUGGCGGUGAUGGCGUUGGCGGUGAUGGCGUUGGCGGUGAUGGCGUUGGCAGUGAUGGCGUUGGCAGUGAUGGCGUUGGCGGUGAUGGCGUUGGCGGUGAUGGCGUUGGCGGUGAUGGGGAUGUGGCGACAGUGAAUGCAGGGCAGCACACGCCAGCAGCGACAAAUGGUGGCACUGGCACAAACAGUCCAGGCCAGCAACAACAACAACUGAAACAACAACAACAACAACAACAACAACAACAACAACAACAACAACAACAACAACAACAACAACAACAGCCCGCGCCGCCUCUGCCUCCGCCACAGCGCGUUGUUCCCGGUCAUUUUACGCUGGCCAUGCGACGCCAGUAUGGGCUGCGGCCGCAUUUGCUCGUGCAGCAGCACACCACGCAGCUCUUUGGGCCCCCGCUCCUCCUCCCAUUCAUCAACGGUCGCACGCGCUACAUUGAUCUCUACUCCACCGCCUGGCGCCUCGUCGCACGCUUCUUCCACAAGGCGUUCAAAGCGACGGUGAAGCAGGGCACGUUUCCGUUCCGCCUGCGCGUUGUUGCGCGGUCUGCCCCGGCGUGGUGCUACUCCUGCUCAUGGGUCAAGCGCUGCGAGGGGUGCGUCUUGCCACAGACAACGGACCUUGUAGCCAUCCCAAAUGCGGCCAUGCUGGUGCUGGAGUGCACGCCGGAGGACUUCCACCUCUACUUCAGGCGACACGAGGAAUACGCGCUCACUUUUCACGCCUCUGUUGAGCAGGAGCGCCGUGCUGCGCAGAAGCCCGUGACGCUAGACGACUGCUUCAAGGCGUUCACACGCGAGGAGAAACUUGACGAGGAGUGGUACUGCUCCACAUGCAAGGGCCGCACGGAUUCCCGCGUGCGGCGUAUGGCUUUGGAAAGACACUGGGACUCACUGUGAGAUUGCUGAGGAGAGCAAAUGAGGCGAUGAGCUCAUUCUCCAAGCGACAUCAGAUUGCGGAGUUGCACGAACAGCUGCAGUCUGGACUGAACGACAUCAACGCGAUCCGAAGUGAAUGGCACCAACUCACCAACAGGCAGAUGAUCCAAUCGUCGCUCCUCGGACAUCAAGCAACGUCAGCCACUGCCCAAACCACGCUGCAAUCCAGCGCUUCAUCCACGCCAACGCCCACCCCUCCUUUGUCACCAACGCCACACACGACUGCUGCUACCGCUGCUGCUGCUGCUGGCACUCAGGCCCCAGCCUCCCCGCAGCCGUCAGCGUCGCAGCCACCAUCCACGCCACCUGCACGCAGCAGUCAGGACGGACAUGCGGCCAUGCUUGAGAUGAGCGCGAAGACGGUGAAAAGCCAGCAGCAAGGCGUAGCGGGUAGUGACUAUCUAAACGUGGCGCUGGCAGCACAACAGCUCGCCAGACAGGAACGCAUCAUCUUGCAGCAGCAGCAGCCAGGAAACGGGGCUGGUGACUGACACAUCACACCUGUUGCGCUUCAUAAUUAAGACCCUCGCUCUGCGUUUGUGUGUGUGUGUGUGUGUAUGUCUGUGUCUGUGUCUGUGUCUGUGUCUGUGUGUCUGUG